Molecule: messenger RNA, 981 nt
Organism: Pyricularia pennisetigena
Lineage: Eukaryota; Fungi; Ascomycota; Sordariomycetes; Magnaporthales; Pyriculariaceae
Exons: 2
Coding region: 1-981 (326 amino acids)
Biological process (GO): attachment of mitotic spindle microtubules to kinetochore; kinetochore assembly; protein localization to kinetochore
Cellular component (GO): kinetochore
Source: RefSeq, a predicted model, not a curated record
AUGCGUGGACCGUAUUUUACCAAAACUCCCACAAACAGAGAGGAAAGUUAUCAAUCAAUUACGGCUUACAACAACACCGGGAGAUCAAAAAGAAUACCAGCUGCCAUGGACGAAAAGACGGCCAAGGUUGUCGCGCAAAUCGACAAUCUCUCGUCAAAGCGAGAACUUACAAUCAUCGGCCUCGCCGAGCCCAUUACAAGCGCAGUGGAGCAGUCAGAAGCCAACGGCUCCGGCAGCAAUAACAAUGCGCGCACGUCCGACAUAUCAACCACAUCCCUGGACGCCCCGACGCCGGCGUCUUUGGAGGCAGAUCUGGAGCACUACAAGGAGCUGUUCGCCAAACUGCGCUUCAGUUACGUGGAGCAAGUCACCAAGGAAAAGUUCAUCCGCGCCAUCGUCGGCGAUCCGCCGCUCAUCGUGGACCCCAGCGAGAAUGCCGAGCUGGAGGCGGGCAACGCGGCCGUCAAGGCGGAGCUCAAGGCACUAAAGAGGGAGGUGGAGGCGCUGAUUGCCGAGCUGGAACGCAAGGGGGCGGACCUGGCCAGGCGGCAGGAGAAGAUCGAGCUGGAGAGGGUGCAGCUGGCCGAGAUGCCUGACCGCAUCGGCGGGCUGGAGGAGGCGGUCGCGGAGCUCCGGAGCAGGACCAACGAGCUCGCCGAGGGCGGAAGCUCGGAGAUGCGGAUGCCGCUGGCCAAGACAGUCGCACUGACAGAGCAGAGGGCAGCUGAGGUCAGGGAGCUGGACAGGAGGCUGGAGACCCUUAAAGCCGCGGCGCCCAGGAAGAGGAAGGAGAUGGAGCGGUUGCAGGCGGAACUGGUACCUCUGGAGGCCAAGAGGCAAAAUAGUACUGCUGCAGCGAAGGAGGCAAAGAGGAGGAAGGAGGCUGCGCUGGGUGGUGCUGAGGAUGAUUUGGAGGAGAGGGGCAGGUGGUGGAGGACUUCAGAGGCGUUGCUGAAGUCGAUGUUGGAGAUCAAGAGCUGA